Molecule: messenger RNA, 1541 nt
Organism: Phyllopteryx taeniolatus (common seadragon)
Lineage: Eukaryota; Metazoa; Chordata; Actinopteri; Syngnathiformes; Syngnathidae
Product: charged multivesicular body protein 4b-like
Exons: 4
Coding region: 157-1083 (308 amino acids)
Biological process (GO): vesicle budding from membrane; late endosome to vacuole transport via multivesicular body sorting pathway
Cellular component (GO): multivesicular body; cytoplasmic side of plasma membrane; ESCRT III complex
Source: RefSeq, a predicted model, not a curated record
UCGUAGCGCUGGCGUCACGGGACCACGGGACCCGUAUGUAGAACGCGGAAGUAGACGGAAAACAACAUCAGCUGCAGGCGGCCGGAUUUACCUACGAAGAAAAGGGGGGGGGAACAAAGAAAAGCUACAGUUUUCAUUCGUCUUCGGUCCACAAACAUGUCUCUGUUCGGCAAGUGGUUCGGCACCGGCGGCGGGGUCAAGGGAGGCAAGGCGCCCACACCGCAGGAGGCUGUCCAGAAACUCCGAGAGACCGAGGAGAUGUUGGCCAAAAAGCAGGAAUUCCUCGAGAAGAAAAUCGAGCAGGAGACCGUGACGGCCAAGAAGCACGGCAUGAAAAACCAGCGAGCGGCACUGCAGGCCCUAAAGAGGAAGAAACGCUACACCAAGCAGCUGGAGCAGAUCGACGGCACCCUCUCCACCAUGGAGUUCCAGAGGGAGGCGCUAGAGAACGCCAACACAAACACGGAAGUCCUGAAGAACAUGGGCUUCGCCGCCAAGGCCAUGAAGGCCGCGCACAAAGAACUGAACGUGGACAGCGUCGACGACCUGAUGUCGGACAUCAUGGAGCAGCAGGAGCUGGCGCAGGAGAUCACAAACGUCAUUUCCAAUCCCAUCGGUUUCGGGGAUCAGUGCGACGAGGUACGACCGCAGCGCGUCCUUCUCCGUCGCCGCUUUUUUACGAAAACGACUUCUCGACUCUUCAGGAUGAGCUCAUGGCCGAGCUGGAGGAGCUGGAGCAGGAAGAGCUGGACAGGAAUCUUCUGGAAGUGGAAGGCACGCCGGACGUCACCCUGCCGAGCGUCCCGUCCGUGUCGCUGCCGUCCAGACCAGCCAAGAAGCGGGAGGAGGAAGACGAGGCGGACAUGGCGGACCUGGAGGCCUGGGCCACCAACUAAACUCAAGCGGGCAGACGAGGGACCUCAGGGGUGCUCCCCACCUCGCCGUCACCCUGAAGUAUGCACUCAUACCAGCCCGUGUCGUGAUCGGAGUGCACCAGUGCAUACUUUCCAGGUGGAAACAGUCAAUGUGAACAAUCAGCUCAUUUGUGUGCACAGGUGGUACCAUCCAAAACCUGAACAAUGACACCACUUGGAUAUUUGUGCUCCUUAUAUUGUUUUAAAAAAAAAAAGGGGGGGGGGGGGGGAAGACAUUUAGGUGAAGAUGGAGGGAUGCGGAAGCCAAUAUCCUGUCCUGACAUGCAAGUUUUAUAAUCUCGCGCUUCAAGUUGUGCUGUUCAAUAAACGAAUGCUGCCAGACUAAACCAGCAAAAACAACUCGCUUGAUUGAAGGAGGUAACAGCGGACGAACAACAGUUCCACCUCCACGCGCACGUUACAAACAUGCUACAAGAUAACGCCUGUAGCCUUUGAAGAUGGAGGCCACCGUGCACAUUGCAUCACUUUGGGUGUGUGUGUGUGUAUUCAUGUGAGAGUGUGCGUCAGUUUAGUCGGUCGGUGUACCAGGAAAUCGGGCACUGACGAAAGUUCUGUGUUGUUUGGAACACAAAAAUGACAUUAAAAUACCUUUCUUUUUUUAACUAA